Phacochoerus africanus (Common warthog) is the source of this 3641-nucleotide messenger RNA. It is a transcript of the gene KCNU1, whose product is annotated as potassium calcium-activated channel subfamily U member 1. Gene Ontology annotation, cellular component: membrane. The transcript has 27 exons. The record is from RefSeq and is a predicted model, not a curated record. NCBI's taxonomy places the organism in Eukaryota, Metazoa, Chordata, Mammalia, Artiodactyla, Suidae. Gene Ontology annotation, biological process: potassium ion transport; transmembrane transport; reproductive process. Gene Ontology annotation, molecular function: monoatomic ion channel activity.
AUGUCUUGUACAGCUGAGAUCCAAGCAGCAUUUAUUCUUUCCUCCAUUGUGACCUUCUUCAGUGGACUCUUCAUCUUAUUAACAUCCAGGCUAAUCUGGAAGGGCAUUGAAAAACGGCAAAAGAGCAAGAGAAAAGGCAUUUUCCUGGGAAUUGUGUCAGAUAACAUAGGUCAUAGACAUUCAAGAAGUCUCAGCUUCCAGGGAGCAUUCCACGAUCGUAUAGAAAUGUUGCUCUCAGCACAGACCUUUGUGGGACAAGUGCUGGUGAUCCUUGUUUUUGUCCUAAGCAUUGGGUCUCUUGUAAUCUAUUUCAUCAACUCUACCGACCCUGUUAGAAGCUGUUCUUCGUACCAAGACAAAACCAUCCCGAUUGAUUUGACUUUCAAUGCUUUCUUCAGUUUCUAUUUUGGGUUGAGAUUUGUGGCAGCUGAUGACAAGGUCAAGUUCUGGUUGGAGAUGAAUUCGAUUGUAGACAUCUUUACUAUCCCACCAACCUUUAUUUCUUAUUAUUUAAAGAGUAAUUGGCUAGGUUUAAGGUUCUUAAGAGCAUUACGGCUGCUGGAACUCCCUCAAAUCUUGCAGAUUCUGCGAGCCAUCAGGACCAGCAAUUCAGUGAAGUUUUCCAAACUGUUAUCAAUCGUUCUCAGCACCUGGUUCACUGCAGCAGGAUUCAUUCACUUGGUAGAAAAUUCUGGUGAUCCCUGGCUCAAAGGUAGAAAUUCACAGAACAUAUCCUAUUUUGAGUCCAUUUACCUGGUCAUGGCAACAACGUCAACUGUUGGCUUUGGAGAUGUGGUAGCCAAGACAUCCCUGGGACGGACCUUCAUCAUAUUCUUCACCCUAGGGAGUUUGGUACUGUUUGCAAACUAUAUCCCAGAAAUGGUGGAACUUUUUGCUAACAAGAGGAAAUACACCAGUUCUUAUGAAGUGGUCAAAGGGAAGAAGUUCAUUGUGGUCUGUGGAAACAUCACUGUGGACAGCGUAACAGCUUUCCUGAGGAAUUUUCUCCGCCGCAAGGCAGGGGAAAUCAACACAGAGAUUGUUUUUCUGGGAGAGGUCCCUCCGUCUUUGGAAUUGGAGACCAUAUUUAAGUGCUACAUGGCCUAUACAACUUUUGUUUCUGGGUCUGCACUGAAGUGGGAAGAUCUGAGGCGAGUUGCGGUGGACUCUGCAGAAGCUUGUUUGAUUAUAGCCAACCCUCUAUGCAGCGAUUCACAGGCUGAAGACACUUCAAACAUCAUGAGGGUACUCUCCAUCAAGAACUAUUACCCUAAUACAAGAGUCAUCAUACAGAUACUUCAAUCCCAUAACAAGGUUUUUCUGCCAAAGAUCCCCAGCUGGAACUGGAACAGUGGAGACAACAUCAUCUGUUUCGCUGAAUUAAAGCUUGGAUUUAUUGCCCAAGGCUGUCUAGUGCCAGGCUUGUGUACCUUUCUAACAUCUCUAUUUGUUGAGCAAAACAAGAAGAUCUGUCCUAAGGUGCCCUGGCAAAAACAUUUCUUUAGUGGCCUGAAGAACAAAAUCCUGACGCAGCGUCUCUCAGAUGACUUUGCUGGAAUGAGCUUUCCUGAUGUUUCCCGGAUCUGCUUCGUGAAGAUGAAUCUCAUGCUGAUAGCCAUCGAACACACAUCUGUGUGUCACGGUUACUGUGGUCUGAUACUGAAUCCAUCUGCACAAGUUAAGCUCCUUAAGAACACAUUAGGGUUCUUUAUUGCUGAAUCUGCAAAGGAUGUCAAAAGAGCCUUCUUUUACUGUGCCAUCUGUCACAGUGACGUGUAUACCCCUGAGCUGAUUGAGAAAUGCAACUGCAGAAGCAAGAAUCACCGACACAUGGCAGGGAGAAUGGUCAUGGUGGUGAAAAGCGACUGGAAGGAGUAUUCUGGUCCAAAGUCAUGGGACCCCUACCCAGAGACACGUCAGAGCAUAGUUAGCAACUUGAGCAGCAGCACCAGGGCUUUUCAGUAUGAAAUGGAACAAGAGUCUGACCACCUUGAUAACACUGGCAUGUUUCACUGGUGCAGAGCCACCCCAUUGGACAAAAUGAUUCUGAAACGAACUGACAAGUCAAAACAUGAGUUUCGGAACCACAUCGUGGCAUGUGUCUUUGGAGAUGCCCAUUCGACCCUGAUGGGGCUUCGGAAUUUUGUAAUGCCACUGAGAGCUAGCAACUACACCCGCAAGGAGCUGAAGGACAUUGUGUUUGUUGGGUCUCUGGAUUACCUGCAGAGAGAAUGGCGAUUCCUCCGGAAUUUCCCCCAGAUAUACUUUCUGCCUGGAUCUGCGCUCUAUUCUGGAGACCUCCACGCAGUCAACAUAGAGGAGUGUUCCAUGUGUGCUGUCUUGUCCUCUCCGUCGAAGUCAUCCAGCAGCCCGACCUUGGUGGACACAGAGCCCAUCAUGGCCACACUCAACAUUGGAUCCCUGCAGAUUAGCUGCUCUGCCCAGACACCCUCAGAGCCACAGUGCGGGGGGUGCUCCAGCCGCAAUCCCAGGAAAUCACAGUACCGAAGAAUCCCCAUCAUCACUGAACUGAAAAAUCCUUCCAACAUCCACUUUAUUGAACAGCUUGGUGGAAUGGAAGGAAACUUCUCUGGAACAAGCCUGCAUCUCAGCACUUCCUUUGCGACAGGCACUGUCUUUUCCGGCAGCUUCUUGGAUUCCCUUCUUGCCACAGCUUUCUACAAUUACCACGUCCUGGAAUUACUACAGAUGCUGGUGACUGGAGGGAUAAGUUCUCAGCUGGAACAGCAUUUGGAUAAAGAGAAGUAUUAUAGGCUGAAUGACAACAGCUGUACAGUUUUGUCUAGAAGUUCACGGUGUAAGCUGGGGCUCCUGUCCUUAAACCAGACCAUUUUGUCUGACAUUCAACCAAGAAGGACCUUCGGACAGAUAUUCUGCGGCUCCUUAGAUCGUCUUGGAGUCCUGUGCCUUGGCUUGUACCGCAUGAUAGAUGAUGAGGAGCACAACCCGGAACACAAAAGGGGAGUAUACUAGCUUGGAAAGUUUGUGAUUACCCGGCCAGAGAAUGAGUUUAGGCUGCUGCCCUCGGACCUCGUGUUUUGCGCCAUCCCUUUCAGCACUUCUUACUACAAAAAGGACAUUUCAUCUCCAAAUCUAUAUGAUAAUAUAAAUACAGUGCCAUUGUCAGAAGACACAUCACAGAUGUAAAUUAUCCUUCAGUUUCCCAAAGUACAGCACAGUCACCAGGUACAUCCAUCCAUUUCUUGGAGCCCAAAACAACCUAUGACAGAUUCCAAGCAAGCAGUAUUGAUUCCAAGUGGUAAAUUCUCACCCCAGAUAUAUGCAAGUAAGAUCACAACAGGAAGCAGAAAGGAACACAUGGAGGAAACCACGAUGGAAGAAGCCUGUGCCUAUUCAAAGCCAUACUAGACAGGUUGCUAUUUUCCAGGCGCUCCUAGCUCACUACUUACAAGGCAUCUCCAGAGGUGGUGACUUGGAACAAGGAAGAUAAAAAUGGGAGCAUGCCCUUUUUGUGUCGAUUGCUCAAUGGUGGAUGGAUCUGCAUGCCCUCAGUUUUGCGGAAGAAACAAAAGUCUAAUCCCAUUGGAUCGGGUGUGAUAAAUAGAUGAUAAAUGCCUCUGUAAGCAAAGUUCCUUGCUCUGUGUUUCUUGAGCAGAAAA